AUGGCCGAGAUCUUCCAGAACAUCAGCAAAUGGCUGCUACGCUCCCCUCCGUCCGAAUGGGCCAUCAACCAGCUUAGAGAGCUGUUGAUCGGGGCGCUGAAACAAGGCCCCGUCCCGCAACAUGUGGCAUUCGAGAUGGAUGGCAACAGGCGCUAUGCGCGGGGGAAACGGAUGGAAACCAUUGAGGGCCAUCACCACGGCUUCGAAGCACUAGCAAGGGUCCUCGAAAUCUGUUACAAGUCUGGCGUCAAGGUUGUGACUGUGUACGCCUUCAGCAUCGAGAACUUCAACCGACCCCAAUACGAAGUGGAUGGCCUCAUGGAACUGGCCAAGGUCAAGUUGGAGCAACUGACGCACCACGGCGACCUUCUUGACAAGUACGGCGCUGCUGUCAGGGUUCUUGGACAGAGGGAUCUACUACGCGAGGACGUCCUCGAGGUUGUCGACAGGGCGGUGGAGAUGACCAAGAACAACAAGAAAAACGCUCUCAACAUUUGUCUUCCCUACACAUCGCGGGAAGAGAUGGCCACCGCGAUUCGAUCCACGGUAGAGGACUACAUGACGCCUCCCGAGCCCAAGUUUACGGCAUUCCCUGCUUCCCGCAUUACGCAGAAGAUUCUCUCGAAGCAGCUGGAUGAGAAAGAUCAGAAGGACUGGCCUGCGGUUCACGAGAUCACGCCUAUUCCUUCAUCGCCUACACCAUCCUCGCGGUCUGUCGCCGAUGAUGAUACGGCGUCAUCAGCGACACUGCCUCCCGGCUCCCCAUCACCGCCGCACAUCACACACCACGAACCCGGCCAAUCCUUGCUGAAGAACCCCGAGACGAUUACCGCUGAGACGCUCAACAACCACAUGUAUACGGCUGGAGAUCCCCCUCUCGACAUUUUUGUCCGCACUAGUGGCGUUGAGAGGUUGAGUGACUUUAUGCUUUGGCAGGCUCACCAGGACACACAGAUCUUCUUCCUCAAGUGUCUGUGGCCCGAGUUUGAUCUGCAGCACUGGCUGCCCGUGCUGUUGGAGUGGCAGUGGAGGCAAAAGCAGAUGGACCGUGAAGAGCGGCCCGAAAAGAAGAGGGCUCGAAAAGCGGUCAAGACGGCGUAG
Molecule: messenger RNA, 1101 nt
Organism: Verticillium nonalfalfae
Lineage: Eukaryota; Fungi; Ascomycota; Sordariomycetes; Glomerellales; Plectosphaerellaceae
Gene: RER2
Product: cis-prenyltransferase
Exons: 3
Coding region: 1-1101 (366 amino acids)
Cellular component (GO): membrane; endoplasmic reticulum; dehydrodolichyl diphosphate synthase complex
Molecular function (GO): ditrans,polycis-polyprenyl diphosphate synthase [(2E,6E)-farnesyl diphosphate specific] activity
Source: RefSeq, a predicted model, not a curated record